AUGAAGAAAAAGGUGGACGGGAGGAUUAAAACCCUAGUGGAGAACAACGUCGCGCUAGGGCAGCGCAGCAUGUUCCUGGUGAUAGGGGACCAGGGGAAAAACGUAGUGGUGAAUUUCCACUUCCUUCUGAAUCGGCUAGUCAGCAGGACGCACAACAUCCUUUGGUGUUACAAAAAAAAGCUCGAUUUCUCCACAAGCAAGAAGAAACGAUUCAGAGAAAUGAAGAAAAAAAUAAAAAAAGGAACCUUCGACACAACCAUCGAUAACAAUUUCGAUACAUUUCUAAAAAGUGCUAAUAUCAGAUUCUGCUUCUACAAUGAGACGAAGAAGGUUCUGGGAAACACUUACUCCAUGUGUAUACUGCAAGACUUCUCCUACAUCACACCGAACAUUUUGUGUAGAUGUAUAGAGACCGUAAUCGGGGGAGGGAUCAUUUUGUUUCUCUUAAAUAAGCUGGACGACGUGAAGAACAUCUACAACUUGACCUUAAACUGUCACAAGAAGUAUACACAGAGUGGCAUUUCCACUGUCCACAAUAAUUACAUCACGAGGUUUUUCCUCUCCCUGAAUCAGUGUCGCAAUGCUAUGUUUAUCGAUGACGAGAUGAAUAUACUACCUCUGAAUGAGAACCACCUGCAGGUGAAGAAGAUGGUGGGGGUAGCGGACUCACGUGAAGGGGAUGCUACUGCCACUGUUCCUGCCUCUCGCGCCGCCACGCUGGGCGGACACCUGUGCCCGGAUAAAGAGGAACUUCGGAAGAGGUUGGCUGAGCUGGAAGACAUUUGCGAGGAAAACGAGAGGAGGGCGGAGGAGCGCCGCCGUUUCUUGUACUCCGCGAGAGUCUGUGCGGCGGGGGAAGAAGAUGGCAAAGAAGUGGGAAAAAAAGUGGGCAAAAAGAUCAACGGCCAAUUCGGCAGCGAAAUCGCAAACCCCGCAAUCGCUGCGGAGGCCGAGCCGUACUCCUUCCUGAAAAGACCCAUAAUGAACCUCCUGCGGAUCUGCCUCAGCAUCGACCAGUUGGAGGUGCUUCUCAAUAUGUGCAAACUGCUCCGCAAUGACGAAGAGAAAAAGAGGCAAUUAAAGGAGGUCCUCAUCAGUCUCCUCGCCAACCGAGGGAGAGGCAAGUCGGCCACGCUGGGGUUACUAAUCGCCCUAAGUAUCCACUUCAACUACACCAAUGUGAUUCUCUGCUCUGGAAAUAACGACGGCAUGAACACCAUCUACGAUUUUAUUGAUCAGGGACUGAACCUUCUGGGGUACAAAGAAUUCACUCACUACGAAAGGGUCUACCAUUUAGGCAAGCUAAAAGAGAUAAUCAUAUUUAAAGAACUUCAAGAUCUAAGGAAUGUAAAACAGAGGAUUCGAUAUUUUGACAUUCUAGAAGACGACAUGGUGAACUCCGAACUGAUGAUCAUAGAUGAAGCUGCUUGUAUCCCUAUUGACAUUUUGAGAAAGAAGAUCAAGGGAGAGAUCACCAUCCUGUCUACCACCCUUAACGGUUACGAAGGGACAGGAAAGACCUUCAUCUUUAAGCUACUAAAACAGUUAAAGAAGAAAUUCGUCUCCCAGUUGACUUAUGAAGAAUUUAGACAAAUGAAGAGACUCUAUUUCGAGAGAGCAUUCGUCGAUGUUUCCUUAGACACCCCUAUAAGGUACAGCUAUAACGAUCAGGUGGAAGCCUGGCUGAAUAACUUUCUCUGCCUCAACUGCAACGAACCAUUCAAACUGAGACACUCCCUUUGCUCUCCCCCCAAUUGUCAAAUGUACUUUGUGAAUAAAAGCAUCUUCAAACGUUUCAGCAAGACGAGUGAAAAUUUGCUCAGAAAAAUAAUGACCCUUUUUGUGACUUCCCAUUACAAGAAUACACCAAACGAUUUGAUUAUGAUCUUGGACUCGCAGCAGCACCACCUGUUUGUCCUGCUUAGCGGCAACGUAGACUGCAAUAACCUCUCCGCUGAGGAAGUGGACGAGUUAGACAUUUACGGCGUGGUGCAUUGCGCCAUCGACGGGGUUGUUCGCCCGGGAGAGGCCAGACGGUUCGUCAAGAUGGAGGAUAUCGUCAAAGUGGGGCAGAACCAUGGCGAUACCAAUGGCAAUUCGAAUGGUGACCACAGCCAAAAUGGCAACUGCACACCGGGGGGGGACCCCUCGGAUGGCUGCACAAAUGGACAAACUGCUGCCCCAGCCGCGGCGAAGCACCCCCUUUCAAACGAAUUCGAAGGAAAUCUAAUGCCAUACCUAGUUACCGAGCAUUUUGAUUACUACUUCUACAGCUACAUAGGAAUAAGGGUGGUCCGUAUCUCUAUCCACCCUUCGAUACAAAAUUUGAAUUACGGCUCGCAAUUCCUGCGGAAGGUCUUCGACUAUUACAGCAUGUAUAAUGGACCGGCUCGGGAAUCUGCAUCGCCCUACCGGGAGAACGUCAUUCUGUAUCGAUGCAGCGGUGAAGGCGACCACACCGAUGGACGCAUCUUCUUCGACAGCCAACUCAGCCACGUCGACUACGUGGGCACCUGCUUCGGACUGACCAAGGGGUUGCUCAUCUUCUGGCAAAAAAACAGCUUCAUCCCCGUCUACCUCAAGCAGCAGAAGAACGAAAUAACAGGAGAGUUCAGUCUCCUCAUGUUAAGACAUCUAAAUCAGAAGCUGAAGAAAGUAUUCACCAACUUCUAUCUCGACUUUGUCCGUAGCCUCUGCAACUUGCUGCCCUACGCCUUCAGAAGGUUGGAGUCAUUUGUCGUCUUCAAUCUUCUCCAUAAUAACCCAAUCAUAUUGGCGAGUCCCACGCGCGAUGAGCUUCUCCUCCCGAGGGAGAAGUCAAACAGGGGAGAAAUAGAAGGGGAAGAAGUAAAAGAAGAGGAACAAAACGGAUCGUUCUUCUCCCAGGAGGAUGCGGACCACUACGCCUGCUUCUAUGACGACGAGCUACUCAGCAAAGAGAACCUCUUUUACUUCUUCCACCCCAACGACAUAUGCCGACUAAAGCGGUUCGUCAUGGAGUCGAAACCCUUCUCGGACAUCCUCUACCUCAUGCAGACGGUUGCCAAUUUGAUUCUCUUCCGGAAGGUCCCUAUCCAGCUUACCUUCCUUGAGUAUACCAUUCUCUACGCUGUGUCCCUCCAAAAGAAAACCUGCCAGGAGAUUUCAGACGAGAUCAGCAUCAACGUCAACCAGACCGUCGCUCUCCUGCGCAAGGUUCUCCAUCGCUUCUACACCUUCCUCAAGGAUCUCAUGCAAAAGGACAUAGAAAAAGAAGUGGAGGAGCAGUUCAGCCAGAAGCUACACAAGCACAAAAAGCGAGCGCGCCAGAUGGAACUCCCGUCGGAGGAAUACAUCGACGAGCUGAACAGGAACACCCGUAUGGUGACGAAGAAGAAUAAGAAGGAGAAGCGAGCCCUCUUGCGCGAAUUUAACCUAUCAGGAACCGUGAAGAGGAAGCAAAUCAACAUCAAGACAAACGACGACGCGGAUCUCCCCAAGGACGAAGUCACCAGCUGA
Molecule: messenger RNA, 3498 nt
Organism: Plasmodium inui San Antonio 1
Lineage: Eukaryota; Apicomplexa; Aconoidasida; Haemosporida; Plasmodiidae
Exons: 3
Coding region: 1-3498 (1165 amino acids)
Biological process (GO): rRNA acetylation involved in maturation of SSU-rRNA
Cellular component (GO): nucleolus; 90S preribosome
Molecular function (GO): ATP binding; 18S rRNA cytidine N-acetyltransferase activity; tRNA binding
Source: RefSeq, a predicted model, not a curated record